AUGGGGUUGAGUGAGAGGCAAUUUUGAUUUCAAUGGGUCAGCAAUGGUGCAGAGACUGAAGAUUGAUUGGGAUAUUAUAACCAUGAUUCAGCCACGAAAAACAAUAGAUUGGACUGCAACACAAGUCAAUCAGGAUCUUAAGAAACCUAAAUGGCAUGUUGCAACAAUGAACAGGACUCUCAGCUCGGCACUUUCUCAUCUUUCAACAGGAUACAAUGAAUUGCCUUUAAAAAGUCGAAUCAAAUAUAUGCUUCGGGUAAUUCAAGCAGUUUACUACCCCAUCCUGGCUAUUGUUGGUCUUGCCGUUAACAUUGUAACAAUUGUCAUCCUGUCUCGUGGAAAGUGUGGUCUCUCCGGAUGUAUUACUCAUUACCUGGUGGCCAUGUCAGUGGCAGAUUUUCUCGUUGUUAUCCUGGAUCUGAUGUUGAGACAUAUUCCAACUGUUUUUAAGAAACAGUUUAUUUUCAUUAAAUCUGUCCCUUUGUGCAAUGUCCAUGCUGUCCUGCUAUACACAGCUGUUGAUUGCUCUGUCUGGUUCACUGUUGCUUUCACCUUUGAUCGUUUUGUCGUACUUUGCUGCAGAAAGCUGAAAAGCAUAUACUGCACUGAAAGAACAGCGUCUGUAGUUCUCGUAUCAAUGGCUGUUUUGAGUGGUUUAAAGAAUAUUUUCUGGUAUUUUAUGUUUACACCUUUGUACCGCCUUCAUAAAGAACCCUGGUUUUGUUAUGUAUCAGCAGGUGUUCGGUUCUCUUUAGUAUGGGGCUCCAUCGAGUUUGUUCAUUACAUUGUUACUCCAAUUAUCCCGUUUGUCCUCAUCCUACUGCUGAACGCAUUGACAGCAAAACACAUUUUGUUGAAAUCCAAUGUCCGCAAGAGACUUCGCAAUCAGAGCAAUUUAAGGAAUGUCAGAGACGCUGAGAUGGAGAAUAGAAGAAGAUCCAUAACAUUACUCUUCUUAAUCUCUGCUAAUUUUAUCCUAUUGUGGUCAACAUUGUUGGUUUCUACGUUAUGGCAGCGAAUAAGGUUAUUGGGGUACACUGUAUGGCUUCAUCGAUUUUGGCGAGAUAUUGGCUUCAUGCUGCAGCUUCUGAGCUGUUGCACAAAUACUUGUAUUUAUGUUGUGACACAGAAACUGUUCAGAAAGCAUUUGAAGAACGUUCUACUGUACUUAUUUACUUUAAAAUUCCAAGCCAACCGAUGAUGUAACUAUUCAAAAUUGAGUAUAUUGAGAAUUUUUUGAUUUUACUUCGCAUUUCGCAUAUAGGUAACUCAAAAUUUGUUUUCGUUAAAAAGUCAGGAAAUUUUCACCAACGUAGUUGUGCAGUGGGGUUUAAGGCCUGAUCCUCAUUGCCAUUGAAGUAAUAAAGUAAUGCUCAAUCACCUUGGGAUAGGAAUGAGGAAAUGUCGCACAUGGCUAUCAAGGGGAGUAACAACUUAGCCUGUGCAAAGUAAGUUAGGAAACAAAGCUGGCACUGGCCAUCUUGUUGUGGUCUCUGGACAUAAUUGUUCUCUAAGGUAUUUGAUGGGUGAAUAUCCUGAGACUCUAUGCACACAUGGGAAGAUUUCUGUGAUCUUUUGCCCAUUAUACAGGUAAGAGAAUUGUAAUCUAUUGAUCAAGAUGAGUAUAAGUAGAACUAGAGCUUCUGUCACUCAGAAUGAUCGACUGUUGGGGGUAGGAUAAAUUCCUUCUGUACUUGGAGAAUUCUGAGAUGGCCUGGUCAAACUUUCUUUCACCAUUGCAUUUGGUUCGUGCUUAAUUAAUGAUUGGAAGGCCAGGUUCACAUGACCAAUGGCAGAUUACGAAUUAUAUCUUUCCAUUUCAUUUGUUUUUGAGAAUUUGCGGAAUUCUUUAUUCCUCAUGAUAUUGUAGGUGAUGCACGGUUCAAUCCCCUUGGUGCAUGGGUAUAAAUGGUGACAAUUCUCGAGCCAAAGGACAAUGCAGUUGUCAGUCAGUCGAUGCCAUUUCCCGUCACACUCAAGCAAUCAGGCUCAAAAUGGAAAGGAUCAUCAGAAACCUCGCCAGCUAACAAUCACCAUAUUAGACAGGAUAACUGCAAGUGGAGCAAAACAGAAGAAGCACACAACCUUCUGCAUCUAAGACAUUGGAAUUUAAGCAACAUCUUAUCACCACAAUAUGGAAAGAUGUUUAAUCCCUGAUAAUGUUUAACAACCCCAUCGCCUGGUUAGCCUUCCUCAACAGGAGAGACAGUAAAAGCAGACAGUUUAAAAGGUUCAAGCGAUGGUGAAAUAAACAUGCAGAAAGUUUGCAGGGUAUGCUCGUUUUGGCACCUUGAAAACCAUGCAGAAACAUUCCAUAUGAUUCAAAAUCUGGUAGGAAUUCGGGAUGAAAAACAGAAGUGACUAAAACUGCAAGAUAUUGGCGCAUGCUGCUCACAAACAUCAGAUUGAGUAAAACUGAGAAUUGAAGAGUGACAGAAGAAUAUGUUUCACACGGGGUAUGGUAUAAAAUUCAGUCAAUAAAUAAAGUUUUGGCAUGCUGAAAUGUCAAGCAAUCUGUUUCUUAAUCACUUUUCAAGUGAAACAGGUCUUUGACGCAACAAAAGGCAAAAGAACUUGAAAGAGGGUCCUAUUUUAUUUUCUUCUGUAAAUUUCAAUAUCAAGGUUUGAUGGGGACAAUCACUGCUGUUUUGUAAUGCCUUAUGCAAUACAUAGUUUUGAUACUGCAACUGGCAAAUGAGCUGAGUGCAGUUACAAAUGUUGAUUCCACCCAAAACUCACUUUGAGCAAAAUCAGCACGAGUUGUCUUUCCUGCUCUUUCUUGUCUGAUUCUCUCGACUCAGAUGCUAUCCAGUUAUCUUGUUUUUCAAACCAGGCACAGGGUACAAAAUGUAAUCCCCAUUUUCCAAUGGCAGCAACGAUCCAGAUGAAACACAAUUCUGGGGUAUCGAACUCAGUGUCACUCCUGUUCACUUCGUCAUGAAGAAUGAGAGGACAUUUACUUACUAAAACUGCUUUAUAGUUCAGGUGGAUAGCAUUUCUGCAGCUGAGCCGGCCAGCCUGAGAGAUUAAAAUGUACAAUGAAGAGGGUCACACAACUUGUCGACUCAUUGACUGCGUCAGAUGGCAGAAAUUAAUUCAAUUGAUAUUGAGGAAAAGCUGAACCCGUAUAUGAGUUGUGGGCCAGAUAAUUGCUUCUUCAUGGUUGACGGAGUGUUGUGGGCCAAGCAAUUAUCAACCUUUCAGACAAACUUCCUUCUCAGUUCCUUGUCUUCUGGCUUUCUCAUUUCAAACCGCCUGUUCAGGAUUGGCUAAAAUUGAUGAUGAUCUUCGAUAGCUGCAUCACGUGGAGUCAGGCCAGAAGACAUUCCUAUACACGGAGAAGCUGGCACAAUAAGACUGUUUGUUUUCUGUACUUUUUGGUUAUUACAUUGUAUGAAAGGGAGAGUUUUGAUGCAAGUUAUUGGUGUUCACUCAGCACUGGAUUGUGAAUGGGUUCAGGAGUGAAACUGAGCCUCCAAAUGGGACAUCAUUCGAGGGGUCCAGAAGGGAAAAAAUUGCA
Messenger RNA from Stegostoma tigrinum, 3520 nucleotides. Its product is annotated as probable G-protein coupled receptor 139. The transcript has 2 exons. Gene Ontology annotation, molecular function: G protein-coupled receptor activity. Lineage: Eukaryota; Metazoa; Chordata; Chondrichthyes; Orectolobiformes; Stegostomatidae. Gene Ontology annotation, cellular component: membrane. The coding region runs from base 44 to 1201 and encodes 385 amino acids. Gene Ontology annotation, biological process: G protein-coupled receptor signaling pathway. The record is from RefSeq and is a predicted model, not a curated record.